AUGGUUUUAGAGAAGAGCAGAUUAAGAUUGGAUGUUAAGGAAAAGUUCUUCACCAUAAGGAUGGUGAUAAAAUGGAACAGGUUGUGCAUGGAGGUUGCUGGGGCCUCAACCCUGGAGAGAUUCAAGGUUGUUAAUAAAAUUAUCCUGCAGUCAGGGGGGCUACGAGAAGCAUUUGCUGAACUAGAUAUGAGCAGCGAAGUUCUGCAGAUUGCCAUGUCUCCAGAAAAACCCUACUUCAGGUACUGGAGAGUUAUCCUGAACUUUGGGAAUGCAGGAAGUGCACAUCUGGACUACCCUAGGGACUCUGAUUUGAUGGAAGCGUUCCACUGUAACCAGACCCAGACAUGCAGGUACAAGAUUUCUUUGCUCAAACCAUCUACAAAGGCAUUGGCUUUAUCUUGUAAAGUGUCCAUUCGAACAGAUGGUCAAGGAUUUCUUUCACUGCAGUAUAUGAUUAGGAAUGAGGAUGGACAGAUCUGUUUUGUGGAAUAUUACUGUUGCCCUGAUGAGGAUGUUACUGAAACAGAACUGUAGCUGUAUGUUCUGGUAUCUGUUAACAUAUCUA
Messenger RNA from Calypte anna (Anna's hummingbird), 565 nucleotides. RefSeq names its product RAD1 checkpoint DNA exonuclease (gene RAD1). NCBI's taxonomy places the organism in Eukaryota, Metazoa, Chordata, Aves, Apodiformes, Trochilidae. Gene Ontology annotation, cellular component: checkpoint clamp complex; nucleus. Gene Ontology annotation, molecular function: 3'-5' exonuclease activity. Gene Ontology annotation, biological process: DNA repair; DNA damage checkpoint signaling. The record is from RefSeq and is a predicted model, not a curated record.